CUGUUAUCCAAGACGGCAAAGAAACCUACAGAGCAGUUUGUGUUCCAGAAUGCGUCUGCCAUCUACAACCUGUACUACUUCCUCUCGUCCCUCAAACCUAACCCCGAUAAUACAGUUGCCAAGGUUGGAGUGGAGGAGCUUUACAAGACGCCGGACGUUUUCUCUGAAAUCAAGAACGCCCCUCGUCCAGAGUUCGAGUCACAGAUCGAGGCCUCUUUCGGCUCUCUGCAGGAAUUCAAGACUCUUUUACUGUCCACCGCCAAGGCAGUGAAAGGAAACGGAUACACCUGGCUGGUGUACAAGUUCAGACAGCCCGAGCUGGGGCAGGAAACGAGAGACCUGUCGAGAUUCUCGUCGCUGGCGAUUCUGAACACCUACAACCACGGCACUCCUCACCAUUUCAGAGCCGGACAGAUCUCGAAUGCCAGGGCUUUCAAAAAACAAAAGUCAGAAUCGUCCGAGGAGGAUGACGGUUCUUUUUCCAUGUACAAAAUCGACAUUCCUUCGUUGGAACAGGCACAGGACACAUACGACCCGUUGAAAUACGUCUAUGAGCCGCUCAUGGCCAUUGGUAACAAUCCAUCCUUCUAUCUGAGAGACUAUGGUGUGUUUGGAAAGGCUAGAUACCUUGAGAACGUGUGGAACUGCAUAGAUUGGAGCGUCGUGGAGACCCGGUGGGCCAAUAGA
Molecule: messenger RNA, 687 nt
Organism: Ogataea polymorpha
Lineage: Eukaryota; Fungi; Ascomycota; Pichiomycetes; Pichiales; Pichiaceae
Exons: 1
Biological process (GO): superoxide metabolic process
Molecular function (GO): superoxide dismutase activity; metal ion binding
Source: RefSeq, a predicted model, not a curated record